Messenger RNA from Anopheles coustani, 2155 nucleotides. Its product is annotated as inositol-trisphosphate 3-kinase A-like. The coding region runs from base 428 to 1879 and encodes 483 amino acids. The record is from RefSeq and is a predicted model, not a curated record. Gene Ontology annotation, cellular component: nucleus; cytoplasm. NCBI's taxonomy places the organism in Eukaryota, Metazoa, Arthropoda, Insecta, Diptera, Culicidae. The transcript is spliced from 7 exons. Gene Ontology annotation, molecular function: inositol-1,4,5-trisphosphate 3-kinase activity; inositol tetrakisphosphate kinase activity. Gene Ontology annotation, biological process: inositol phosphate biosynthetic process.
GAUACGCACCGCAAUUACGCACUGCCGCCGAUUGACGACCGUUGGCGGAACCCGAUGACUGAAGCGUUAAUUACGCAGCCAUGCCAAACGAUUACAAUUUAAUUAAUUGCUUGUGAUGUGCGCUCCAUGGGCAGUAUUUUUAUGGGCUCGUGCUGGUUAUCCGCUUCCGCUCGACCGAACGCCGUAGCGCUUGUCGACGGGAGAAAUCGAACUGAUUAACGGCGGCGGUGGCACGCAGCAGGGAGCCAGGAUCUGCGAGCUUUCCAGUGAACAGCAGUGAGCUUUCGUUCCUAUGUGUAUGUGUACGUGUGCGUUUGGUGUGAAAAAGUGUCGUGAAAAGAAAAAGCAAACACUCCCCAAUCAGUGCUGCUGUGGCUCUAGUGUUAGGAAAUAGGCUAAACGGCGUUUCGGACCAUCGAUAUUCAGUAUGUCGCUGUUCACAUCGAAUAACACGCGGCCGCGGUCGCUCAUGGAGGCGCUGCUGGCAAAGAAGAUCGAAGCGGCGUCGCAGCAGACCGGUCCAGGCGGAUCGCGGCUCAUCCGGACGGAUUCGAUGGACUCGAGCAGCAGCAUCGGUUCGCUAGGGUCGCUCAUUUUGGGCGAAGAUGUGUGCCACUGUGACGACUGUCUGCUCGGCAUUGUCGACCUGUACACUAUUGGUCCGAAGGAAACCGCGAGUGGCAUCAAAAAGCCUUCCGGGUGGCGCAAGUUGCGCAACAUCGUCCAGUGGACUCCGUUCUUUCAGACGUACAAGAAGCAGCGGUACCCGUGGGUUCAGCUAGCCGGGCAUCAGGGGAACUUCAAGGCGGGCCCCGACCAAGGGACGGUUUUGAAAAAGCUGUGCCCCAAAGAGGAAAAGUGCUUUAAGGUUCUGAUGAAGGAUGUCUUGAGACCCUACGUCCCGGAGUACAAGGGUCAGGUGAACAGCGAAGAUGGAGAAUCUACCUAUAUACAGCUCCAGGAUCUACUCAGUGACUUUUAUCAACCGUGCGUGAUGGAUUGCAAGAUAGGCGUUAGGACCUAUCUGGAAGAAGAACUGUCGAAAGCCAAAGAGAAGCCGAAAUUGCGGAAGGAUAUGUACGAGAAAAUGAUACAAAUCGAUCAGAACGCCCCCACCGAGGAGGAGCACCGUGCGAAGGGUGUCACGAAGCCACGCUACAUGGUAUGGCGGGAGACGAUUUCCAGCACCUCGACGCUCGGAUUUCGAAUAGAGGGCAUUAAAAAGAGUGAUGGAACAAGCUCAAAGGAUUUUAAAACAACUAAAUCUCGCGACCAGAUCUGCGAUGCUUUUCGUGAAUUCACCGAAGGAUUUCCACAUGCAAUGCCCAAGUAUAUCCAACGGUUGAAGGCAAUCCGAGCGACGCUGGAGUACUCGGAAUUUUUCAAAGGACACGAAGUAAUAGGCAGCUCGCUGUUGUUUGUACACGACCGGCACAAGGCGAGCGUAUGGUUGAUCGAUUUCGCGAAGACUGUUAACCUGCCGGAGAACGUCACCAUCACGCAUGACAGCAAGUGGAAGGUGGGCAAUCACGAGGAUGGCUACCUGAUCGGCAUCAACAAUCUGAUCGAGAUCUUCAGUGAAGUGCACGAUCGUCAGACGAUGCAAACAUUAACCGAUCGAAUACCGCGGCUAUCGCUUCCGGACGAUUCCAAUGGCAUGUGUGCGACGGGUGUGGAUGACCCGGAACGAGAUAAACCACGAGAGAACGAUGCGUCGCCAACUACCUUACCCAACUCCUCCGGCCAAGGCGACGGUGAGAUCAACUGCGUCAACAACAAUAACAUCUAUGGCUGCAAAACGGAUGAACAGCAGCUAGCCGGAGGCAGUACGCCCUCCGAGGCGGGGCUUCGAGACUGCGCCGGUACGAAGACGAGCUAGUGCGGCAGCUAAACAUGGACUGAAACUCACGGGAGCACAGAAUCUGAACGAUUGCGGCUGAGCCGGCAGUAGAAUAAGGGAAAUUAUGCACGUGGCCGGAUAUUGACAAGCCCAGUUGAACAGUCGCAAAUGACUUACAGCUUCGCUGCAAGGCUGGCAACUUGGCAACCGUUUUCCAUUGAUUGCAAUGGCGGGUGAGAAACGGAUGUUUAAUUUAUGAAACACAACGAUCGAACAAUUUAAGUAAUAAAGUUAACUAAUAAGUAGUGUCUAGUA